AGGUAUGGCAUUGGUAGCCGGCUGCCGAGGGGAUGCGUCCUCCUCCAGGUGAGGGAUGCUGCGGGGGAGUGAGGUAGAGAUGACCGAUGCAAGUAACGGCAGAUCUCUGCUCUACUGGAUCGCUCCCCUGGUGACAGGGCCGGGGAUGGAGGAUCCUUGCGGGAACGGCAGCGGGAACUGCUCGUCCGGCUCUCUGGCCGCCUCCUCCCCCGCCGCAGAGGGCACCAUCCCCCGGUACGUGGGGCUCCUGCUCAUGCUGCUGCUGGACGUGGUGGCCGUGGCCGGGAAUGUGGCGGUGACUGCGGUCAUCCUGAAGACGCCGAGGCUCCGCAAAUUCCUCUUCGUGGUGCACCUGUGUAUCGUGGACACCCUGGCUGCCGUGACGGUGAUGCCGCUGGGCAUGGUGGGCAGCUGGGGACGGGUGGCGUUCGGUGAGUCCCUGUGCCAAGCCUACAUCUCCCUGGAGGUGUGCCUGAGCAGCGCCUCCAUCCUCACCGUGUCUGCCAUCAACAUCGAGCGCUACUACUACAUCGUGCACCCCAUGAGGUACGAGGUGAAGAUGACCUUGGGGCUGGCCAUCUCCGUGCUGGUCUUCAUCUGGUUCCAGGCAUGCCUGACCUCCACCGUGCCAUUCCUCAGCCACCAUGUAGGCAAUGGCAGCCUGGUCAAUGCCACCCGCUGCUCACUGCAGAGGAAUGCUGGAGGGCACAAGAAAGUCUUCGUCACCUUCUUUGUCUUGGUCUAUUUUGUCUUGCCCCUUGUCAUCAUAUUGACAGUAUACUGUAAUGUAUUCAAAGUGGCCAGGAUAGCUGCCAUGCAGCAUGGACCUCUACCCUCCUGGGCAGCCAGUCCUCGCCAGAGAUCCAACUCUACUGGCAGCCAAACCAACAUUGUGCCAGGGCACCGGUCUCACCGGGGAUCACCAGACAGGACAUUAGGGGGUGCCAAAGCAGCCUUCACCCUGAUGAUCAUAAGCGGACAGUUUAUCAUGUGCUGGUUCCCUUACUUUGUCUAUCACGUUCACAAUGCCCUAGGGAAUGGCUCCUAUAAAGGGUCAGCUGGCAGCAAGUGGGAGAACAUAGUCAAGUGGCUGGCCUACACCUCCUUCGCUGUGAACCCAUUCUUCUAUGGUUGUCUCAACAGGCAGAUCAGAAGCGAGCUGGCCAGGAUCCCAAAAUGUUUCCUAAAACAGUCCCUGGAUGAGCAGCUAGGCCUGUCCAGCCAUGAGGGGUCUGUAGAGGAGAACUUUCUCCAAUUUCUCCAAAGGACAAGCUGUGCGGUGGAGAGGAGGAACAGCUUCCCCACUUCUUCCACUUCUAGGCUGCUGGUCAAUCAGAGUACUUUGAGUUUCCGAAUCCCGGGGCAGAUUUUGGAAGAAACCCCUGAGUUGCUGGAACAUGACUCAAGUGAAAGGUUUAAGAGUCUGCAGAUGUGCCCCAGACAGGGGAACAGUAUAGGGGCUGCUAAGUGACCAUUCCUCCCAUACUAAACCUCGUGUUAGAUUCUUAUAUCAUGUAAAAUAUUCAAUGAUCUUGUCUUUUUGUAACUCCUGUAGGCAAAGUAAUGUCACCGAGAUGAUGACGGAAUUAGAUCUUCAAUGUUUACUGUAAAGGCACAAGCACUUUUUUGUAUUAAGUAGCGACGGUUGGCGGCAUAUGCCAUGGAUGCAGCCAUAGGUCUGUUUCCAGUGGAGUUUUGUUCUAAAUGCAUUUAAUGGCAAGUUUGGUAUUGUUUCCUGACCCUGACAUUCCGUAUGAUGACAUGUAUUUUUUACAUUUUAACUUGCAGGACUUUUGUGCGGUUGUUUGUAGAAUGCCUAUAGGCACUGAUGCUCCUUUGCAAGCCCUGAAUACAUAUUAAGCACAAAACAGCAAUAAAAAUUGCAACUCAAUAAAAUGUAUUUCAGUGUGAGCUGGAAA
Molecule: messenger RNA, 1919 nt
Organism: Hyla sarda
Lineage: Eukaryota; Metazoa; Chordata; Amphibia; Anura; Hylidae
Product: G-protein coupled receptor 61-like
Exons: 1
Coding region: 56-1471 (471 amino acids)
Biological process (GO): G protein-coupled receptor signaling pathway
Cellular component (GO): signaling receptor complex; endosome; plasma membrane
Molecular function (GO): G protein-coupled receptor activity
Source: RefSeq, a predicted model, not a curated record